Talaromyces proteolyticus is the source of this 327-nucleotide messenger RNA. Its product is annotated as putative Pre-mRNA splicing factor ini1. NCBI's taxonomy places the organism in Eukaryota, Fungi, Ascomycota, Eurotiomycetes, Eurotiales, Trichocomaceae. Gene Ontology annotation, biological process: mRNA splicing, via spliceosome. The transcript has a single exon. Gene Ontology annotation, cellular component: catalytic step 2 spliceosome; precatalytic spliceosome; U2 snRNP. The coding region runs from base 1 to 327 and encodes 108 amino acids. The record is from RefSeq and is a predicted model, not a curated record.
AUGUCUCGCCAUCAUCCUGAUCUCGUCAUGUGCCGCAAGCAACCCGGCAUCUCAAUCGGCCGGCUGUGUGACAAAUGCGAUGGCAAAUGCCCUGUCUGCGAUUCCUACGUCCGACCUACGACUCUUGUGCGCAUCUGCGACGAGUGCUCUUUCGGAAAUUACCAGAAUAAAUGCAUCGUCUGCGGCGGCGAAGGUAUCAGCGACGCUUUCUACUGUUUCGAGUGUACGCGUCUCGAGAAGGAUCGCGACGGCUGUCCGAAGAUUAUAAAUCUGGGUAGUUCUCGGACGGAUCUGUUCUACCAGAAAAAAAAUUUUCGAAAUCAAUAG